AUGAAUGGUGGUGAUGGUGCUGUUACAAGGAUAUCUGGACUGCUCGAUAUCGCUGGUCGUGGUCCUUCGAUUUGGGACGAGUACACCAAGAAAGCAGGAAAGAUUCGAGACAAUUCUACCGCCGAUAUCGCAGCAGACAGUUAUCAUAAAAUUCAAGAAGACAUCACUUUACUGAAAACACUUGGUGUGUCCGAUUAUCGGUUUUCUCUCUCCUGGUCUAGAAUUUUUCCAAAGGGGACCGGCAAACCUAACCCUAAGGGAGUGGAGCAUUACCACAAAGUCGUCGAUGCCCUUCUUGAAAAUGGCAUUGAGCCAAUGAUUACCCUCUAUCACUGGGAUCUGCCUUUAGCUCUGCAAGAUCUCGGUGGGUGGCUGAACAGGGAUAUCAUCAGAUGGUUUCGUUUCUAUGCUGUAUUCUGCUUCAGAGAAUAUGGUGACAAGGUGAAAACAUGGAUAACCAUAAAUGAGCCCUAUGUUCAAGUAAGUUUCGGAUACUGCGGCAUUUUUGAAGAACAUGCGCCUGGAGGUUUUCAGGAGCAUUGCGCAUGGUCACAGUAUUUAGCUGGACAUCAUAUGAUUCUUGCACAUGCGCACGCCUAUCGGGCUUAUCACAGCCUUUUCCGAGGGCAUUCAGAUGGGAAAGUUGGCAUUACGAAUGUACACACAUGGUUAGAACCAGCAAGUGAAGCCGAGACGGAAUUUGCUGAGCAAGCUCGCGAUUGGACUAUGCGAUGGUUCAUUCAUCCCUUUUAUGAAGGAGACUAUCCACCAGCCAUGCGAGCUGCAGUAAAUCAAAAGUCAGUAGAAGAAGGUAGAACCACCACUCGCCUUCCUUACUUCAGCGGUCUCGAGAGAGAGUUAUUGAUGGGUUCAUUUGACUUUCUUGGAAUAAACUACUAUUACUCCAACAUUGUUCGAAGAUUUGCGCCAGAAGAACAACAAGAUGUUCAAAAAAGGAUUGACUACGACGUUGAUGGCAUAUUCUGGCUGAGCAACGAGGACAUGCCAGUUGGUGACAAGAAUUCCUGGAUAAGCAACCAUCCAUCUGGUCUUCGCGCUGUGUUGAAUGAACUUCGCGAGCGUUACGGUAACCCUGAGGUAUUCAUAACGGAAAACGGUUGCAUGGACACUCCUGGUGAGGGGCUCCACGAUGUGACACGUAUGAGGUAUCUAAGAGAUCACAUCGCUGCUGUUUCGCAAGCGCUUGAGGAUGGCUGCGAUGUUGUCGGUUAUGCAGUGUGGAGUCUAAUGGACAACUUUGAGUGGUCAGAUGGCUAUUCCCAAUUAUUUGGAUUGCACAGGGUUGAUGUCUCAUCGCCAUCUCGUCAGCGAACGCCAAAAGCCUCUGCUGAAUUCUAUGCGGAGAUAAUACGCAAGAACUCUGUGACAUUGAUUGAAGACUGUACGUGGAACUGACGUGCGCACAAGCAGAAGCUCUUCGUCC
Molecule: messenger RNA, 1444 nt
Organism: Cylicocyclus nassatus
Lineage: Eukaryota; Metazoa; Nematoda; Chromadorea; Rhabditida; Strongylidae
Source: the annotation of a GenBank genome assembly